AUGACGAGCGGUGACAAGCAAGACAACGCCAGUGCAACUGCUGAGCCAGACUUUGCCAAGGCCUUCCAGGAACUAGCACGCGGUGAACGCGCCGCCGCCGCUCUGGAGAACCAUCUUGAUUCACUAGAGAGAAAGAUCGAGGACCUCCUUGCUAAAGCCGAUGCGGAUGAGAAAAAUCUUGGAACGCAGGCUCAGUCACAAUCCAAACCAUCCUCUGCCAACCCUCCAUCCGCAGAGAAGGAACCUCGCCCGUCUUGA
Messenger RNA from Periconia digitata, 258 nucleotides. Lineage: Eukaryota; Fungi; Ascomycota; Dothideomycetes; Pleosporales; Periconiaceae. The record is from the annotation of a GenBank genome assembly.